AUGGCUUAUUCUCAUUCUCCUGGCCCCACAGGAUUCUGGAUGUUUUCUAUGCACGUACCAUCCAAAAUGGAAGUCUGGCAGGAUGACAGCAUAAAUAGUCCACUGCAGAGCUUGAGAAUGUACCAGGAGAAGGUGCGGCAUCACACUGGGGAAAUCCAGGACCUCCGAGGUAACAUGACCCAGCUCAUCGCCAAGCUCCAGCUGAUGGAAGCCAUGUCAGACGAGGAAAAAAUUGCCCAGAAAAUAAUGAAGAUGAUACAAGGAGAUUUUAUUGAAAAGCCAGACUUUGCCCUAAAAUCUAUAGGGGCCUCCAUCGACUUUGAGCAAACGUCAGCCACGUACAACCACGACAAGGCUCGCUCCUACUGGAACUGGAUCCGGCUGUGGAACUAUGCACAGCCCCCGGACGUGAUCCUCGAGCCCAGCAUGACGCCUGGCAACUGCUGGGCCUUCUCCGGGGACCGAGGUCAGGUGACCAUCCGACUGGCCCAGAAGGUCUACCUGUCCAACCUGACACUGCAGCACAUCCCCAAGACCAUCUCACUGUCGGGCAGCCUGGACACUGCUCCCAAGGACUUCGUCAUUUACGGCAUGGAAGGCUCUCCCAGGGAGGAGGUGUUCCUGGGGGCAUUUCAGUUUCAGCCGGAAAACAUCAUUCAGAUGUUCCAGCUCCAGAACCAGCCUGUCCGAGCUUUUGGGGCUGUCAAGGUGAAGAUAUCGAGCAACUGGGGGAACCCACGCUUCACUUGCCUGUACCGAGUGCGUGUGCACGGCUCUGUGACCCCACCUAGAAUGCCUAGAGAGCAGUCGAACUAGAGCCCCUACCCCAAGAGAGAUUAA
Leptonychotes weddellii (Weddell seal) is the source of this 840-nucleotide messenger RNA. NCBI's taxonomy places the organism in Eukaryota, Metazoa, Chordata, Mammalia, Carnivora, Phocidae. The record is from RefSeq and is a predicted model, not a curated record.